AUGGCCCCGGCCCUGGCCCCCCAAAAGAGGCGUCUUUCGGCAUCGAGGAACGAUUUCAAUCCGGCCUUCAACUACCCUUGUGCAGGCUUCCCUUCCGGUUCGAUUGGUUUUGGCGCGCUUCACACUUCACACAUGCUGGCGGUGCCUUCGUUCCCUACACUGGCCCCGGAGGUCACAAAAGUAGCUCGGCUCACAUUCAGCAAGUCUCCUCGGCCACUUGGUGCCGGUCUCUCAUCAACUCCCCCAUUAGCAUCCCCUAAGAACAACUCAAAUCGCUCCGUUCCAACAUCGACAUCACGGAUGUCUGGAUCUUCGUCAAUGCGGAACCUUUUCCGCCGCACAACGACUCAUAGGCAAACUGCUAGGGGGAAACUGAGCCGCGAAUUUCGAGAAUCGGACUGCACCGCAUCGCCAACCGUCCGAAGUAUUUCUCCUUCGACAUCACAGGCGGUAGCCCGCCACGACCAUGGGGGCUCAGUGCCUGCAAGAAAGACAUCACGCCUCCGAAAGGUUACGUCACGUCUAUCCCUCAAGGAACGAAUAAGUUUCUCGACCGUUCCACAUCAAAGGCUAUCGCUCAAGAGACUCUUUCAGUCGCCAUCUGCAGGCCAUAGCUUGCGACAGAGGGAUGUCCCAGAUAUUGCGAUCCCUGCCAAGACUGGUGCUGGGCUAAAGUCUCGCCAGCUAGGCACCGAUAUGUCAGAGAGUUUCAAGGUUGACUGGUGUGAGCUCAACGACGAGUUCGCUAGUGGAAGAAAGAUUCCUGGAAAGGGCGGCAAACCGAUAGGGAGAGGUGCUACAGCUAUAGUACGAACCAUGUACCGUAAAGGCAGGUCACGAGAGGUCCUCUAUGCUGUCAAGGAGUUUCGCAAGUGUGGACGAAACGAAGACAAAGUGCAAUACGAGAACAUGGUCAAAUCAGAAUUCAGCAUCGCCCAAAGCCUUCAUCAUCCGAACAUUGUGGAAACUGUUCGGCUUUGCAAGCACUCGGGGAGGUGGAACCAUGUCAUGGAAUAUUGCGAGUAUGGCGAACUCUACCUAUUGAUCAAACAGGGCUAUCUUCGCGACAUAGAUAAUCUUUGCUUUUUCAAGCAGCUUCUACGCGGCGUGGCACAUUUACACCAGAAUGGUAUUGCACAUCGUGAUAUCAAACCAGAAAACCUCCUAGUCACAGCGGAGGGGCAGCUCAAGAUCACCGACUUUGGUGUUUCUGAGGUUUUCUCGGGCACGCAUCCAGGACUCAAAAGCUCCAAUGGUGGAGAUAGCAAUGAGAAUUCCCGAGACAUUCGAAAAUGCUCUCCUGGAAUAUGUGGUAGUAUACCUUACGUGUCUCCUGAAGUUCUUGCUGAGCACGGCGACUAUGAUCCGCGUGCGCUCGAUGUAUGGUCGUGUGCGAUUGUGUGCUUCACGCUAUUUGUUCGUGGUAGCCCAUGGAAGGCUGCAAAGCCUGAAGAUCCUCACUAUAGCAAGUUUCUUGCCGGAUGGCACAAAUUCUUACUUCGAAACCCAGACGGUGUGAUCAGCGACGAAGAAUCACCGUUUUGUGGUCGAAUUUUUACGACAUUCCCCAAGAAAGGAAUGAACCAACUUAUUCUUAAGAUGCUGCAUCCAGAUCCCGAAGUGCGCAUUUCAAUCGAAGAGGCCUUGAAUGAUCGUUGUAUCAAAACGAUCGAUUGCUGUAGUCCAGAUAUCGAUCAUGAGACUGAUACAGAUACUAUAUUUAAUGCUGUUUACAAAGACAGUCUGAGAGCGGCUCGGAAGAAGAUGCAAAAAAUGCACCGUCACCUUCCUCCGGGGGAAAAGCGGUUAUGA
Molecule: messenger RNA, 1812 nt
Organism: Talaromyces atroroseus
Lineage: Eukaryota; Fungi; Ascomycota; Eurotiomycetes; Eurotiales; Trichocomaceae
Exons: 2
Coding region: 1-1812 (603 amino acids)
Biological process (GO): intracellular signal transduction; protein phosphorylation; intracellular monoatomic cation homeostasis
Molecular function (GO): protein serine/threonine kinase activity; ATP binding
Source: RefSeq, a predicted model, not a curated record